Cladocopium goreaui is the source of this 870-nucleotide messenger RNA. The record is from the annotation of a GenBank genome assembly. NCBI's taxonomy places the organism in Eukaryota, Dinophyceae, Suessiales, Symbiodiniaceae.
AUGGUGGGAGACACAGCGGCACCAGCUUCUGCGUCCAUGGUCGAAGACGCAGCGGCACCAGGUUUGGUUUGGCAUACAGAGCCUGGACCAAAAGGAAAACUUCGUACAGCUUCCACAGGCAUGGGGCAAGAACAGUUGACGCAGUUGGCUGCUUGCUGGUUUGGAAGUCCUUUGCGGAAGAUGGAGCACAGCUGGGCUUCCAUGUGCGCUGCCCGUGUGCUUCAGCUGCUUCAGGGUGGUUACAUCGAUGGUGAGCGUGGCUUCCUACCUGAAGGCCUUAAAGAUUUGCGUUUGUGGCUAGAAGUGGAGGCAUGCCAUGCUGAAGAAGUGAAAGCAAGCACUGGCUCCGUGUCUCAGAGUCUGGAUGCAGAACUUGCAGAGCUCCGGAGUGAUCCCGCUGAAAGGAGAUUCCUGACUUAUGGCAUGGUUUGCAAGCAGGUAGCGUUUCUUCGCACUCAACAUGACCAAGACGUUCCCUCAGCGUUGGUGUCCCGAUUUCUGGCGCCAGAGGCUUCCAAGAGAUUCGUGUCGCGCUUUGCCGAUCGAAUACUUCCGGUAGACUUGUCCUCGCAGCCCAAAGCUGAAUCUUUUAGCCGUCAGGAGCCCAAUGUUCUGGCGGCUCAUGCUGGGCGGCAGUGGCGGCUGCUGUACGAGCCCUUCCGCGGUGGCUGGAACACCAUUUCAAGAGAGGAUGCCUUCGAAGCCUGCAAAGAGAUUCUCGGAGCAGACAGCCAGUCUGCUCCGGCCUUGGCUCGGUGCUCCUCAAAUUCGCUUUCAUUUGGCUUGUCGGGAAAUGCUUUGGAAAUUUUUGGAACAUGUUGGAACGCUUUUGCAUGGAUGCCGAAUAGUUUUCUACUUUACACACUUUAA